CCUGUUUGCUGGAUCGCAGCGCGGGGAAGGAGCGAACAGGGAUACCGCGGCAUGGUCCAUAUCCACUUCGUUUGUUGAUGACCCACCCUUUUGCAUGCAUCACUCAGGAACGCAAAGCAAACUCCAUGCGCCUUGGGGCACGCAGCGCUCAACCCUCAACACACCUACCACCUGUUUUCUGCACUGUUUUUGACCCUGUAGCUAGCUGUCCACUCGAGUACUAUGCACACCACCGCCCAUCCCGCCGCACUGCAUCCAAUAUCUACUAUAACCGUCCAAAACUUAAGACUGCCGCCCGUCCUGGUAGCCCCGCGGUAGCACAACAGCACGCAUGUCGACCAGCAGCGCGGGCUGCAUUCCUGGGCCGCGCUGUUGCUGUGGAAGCAGCGACUGCGCCUUCCUCGCCCAUAAUGGCCGCCUGCUCGACGGCCUCGAACGGGACGUCUCCAAAGCUGCACAGCUCGGUCAAGCCCUGCUCGUCCGCCAUGAAGCCUACGUCGCCGACUCGGAGCGCGAGCGCCGGCAGAUGAUGGCCAAUAUCGAGCGCCUGGAGAACGAGAAGCUGGAACUCGAAGCCAAGAAUGCGCAAACGAUCAAAGAGAACCGCGACCUUCUGGACCAGCUCGAGCAGCUGAACGAGUCCGUCUGCGGCUCAGAUGCUCAGAUCCAGGCGCUGCAGGACACGCUGCGCUCGACCGAGGAGGAGCUGCAACGGCUGGCGUCGUUGGCCGCACGCACGCAGCUGCUGGAGGCGCAGCUAUUCGACCUGGAGAGGGAGCAGUCGCGGCUGCAGCACAAUCUGGAGACCAAAACAGUCGAUGAGCGCACGGCCAUACAACGCUGGCAAAAGGCCGAACGAACGCUUGGCGAUCUGCAGGAUCAGAUCGACCGUAUCGAAAGGGAGGCUGGUGAAGAGAGGGAACGCCAUGUUGAAGUCGUCGCGCGUAUGGAGCGGAGGAUGGCCGUCGAGGGCGAGCUGGGCUCAGCAGCAGCACGUCUAAAAGCAAAGGCCGGGCAGGAAAAGGGUGGUAGCACUGUCGUGUCUCAUUUUGUCAAGGACAUACUCUUGGACAAUGCGAAUCUGCAGCACGGCAUACUGGAGCUGCGGGAGAUGCUGGUCAACUCCAACGAGGAAGUCGAGCGGUUGCGAGACCAGCUGAGGAUACACCAGCCUGUCUCCACAUCGCCAACCCAAGAAGUUCCCAGGUCAACGCUUGACAAGGAGAUAGAUCUGGAGACUGACAUCGUCGAACCAGUGGGGGGUCAGGAACUGCACAUCCACCAUCACUACCAUGGAUCGAAACCAAGCAAGAACCCACCCAAGGUACAGGCUCAGCGACGAUACAGCAAGAAGAAGCGCUUCAGCCUCACAUCCGGUCAUUUCGAUCCUGCACCGCCCCUCGGCCGAAACUCGACCGCUACCAUCCUCUCCCAGACUGCCGUCACUGUACCCAAUUCUCACCGCUGGUCACAAGCAACGACACUUGGCCCUGGUUCCCUUCCAAGUUCGCCGGUAUCCGACUCGCAUCGCGGCUCCAUGUACGAUCGUGUGUUCAGCGAUGCAGCCUACGACUCCUCAAGACCUACCAGCCCCCCUGACUCGAUCGACAUGCACUCCCCCAUGUUUGGCCCUACAAACUCUAACGACGUUUCUUUCGACCUAGAUUCGACACCUCGUCACCACCGAAGGAGCAGAUCGCGGGGUCUGAAGCCCCCGAUGAUGCUGUCAACAUUCCGCAGUGCUAGUAGCCCAAUCGUCAUGGCCACCAAGAGUGCUGCUCAUGCUGUUAUCUCCGCUGUCAGCAGUCCCGUUGGCUCAUACACAAACGAUGCAUUCGCUCUUUCGCCCACCCCCUCAAUACACCCUGAACCUCAAGCCGCAAUACCCGAAGAAAAUGAGGAUGCCUCAGUCCUGGUACCCGAACACGUCCUAGUAACGCCAGACGAGACUGAAACCGACAAUGAUCUCAUAUCACCUGUCACGCAUACACGACCUGCGCUACGUCACCACGCAUCUCAUGAAUCGCUCAUAUCAAUUUCUGGAAUGGACAUACAUACCCUACAAUCUCGCCCUGCCCAACUUCUAAUGUCAAAUCGAUCACGCUUCUCCACACCGAAGGGCGCUGGCUCAGCAGAUCCUGAGCUCACUCCAUGGACAGCUACUGCUCACGGCAGCCUCUCGCAAGGCAGAGCUGAUAGCAACCGCAGUCGCUCUUUCCUGUACUCCACAAUCACAAAUCAGAAAUGUGGCCCACGCAAGAAUGAAGGACCAGCAACUGGCAAGAGCUCUGGAGGUUGGUUCUUCGGCAAGUGGGGCGCUACACCAACAUCUAUUUCGACAUCACCUGCCGCGUCACCGUCACUGCGGCCGACUUCCUCUGGGUCGCGCCAAACACAGUCUUCGCAAGACACCGCAAAAGCAACACCGCCUGAGCCUACAACCGCGAAGGGGAAAGCUGCCGCCAAAUCCACAGUUGCGAAGCCGAAGCUCAGGCCGAGUGGUGUCAAUCAGAACGGUCCGAUCUGGGGCUUUUUCGACAGCAUACCUGAGACCCCAACAAAGGUUGUGGUGAUGGACUACGACGCUGAGGCGUUGGGAGAGGCGCUGAAUGACCGCAGUCCACCUCGUGUGAUCAGUGGAGUCUAAGCGGGAUCAGUGGGCUUGUGUAUGACAUUUGUUCAUACUACUUUUUGGAUACCUCAUCUAUUACUAACUUUUACUAUCAUUUAAUAACUUUCCUACUGUUUGGGAUAAAAGAAACGCGUUGUUCACUUUUCUUUGAAUAGAAGAACCAUAUGUGGAUACGACAGAUGUGCUUGGAUAGAGGAAACGAGAGGGCUUUGUGCAUGGAGAGUGGUGGAUUGUGAAUAUACCCCGACACCGUACGGUCGUCUCAUAUGUAUGGCAAGAGCAGAGAAUAGCAUAAUACUUAACCGUUUGU
This is a messenger RNA of Macroventuria anomochaeta, 2942 nucleotides long. RefSeq lists its product as uncharacterized. Bases 332 to 2647 code for a protein of 771 amino acids. Lineage: Eukaryota; Fungi; Ascomycota; Dothideomycetes; Pleosporales; Didymellaceae. The transcript is spliced from 2 exons. The record is from RefSeq and is a predicted model, not a curated record.